UAUUACAGUUUUUCUUUCUUCUCAUCAUCAUAGUUAUGAGGAAAAGGAUUGAGCUGGUGUCUGCUCUGUUUAAAGAGGCGGGAAGAGCUGUUGGGGCGAUGCCUCUUCUGUUGCUACAACCACUGUUGACUUUUAUUACAUUAGCUGCAAUUGUCGUGAGCUGGUUUGUCGGCUAUUUGUACAUUCAUACGGCAAAGGACGCCACUAUCGACCCCGAAACAGACUACGUCACAUUUCAUCUGAGCACCUUCUUCCAACUUAUGAAGUGGUAUCAUCUCUUUGCGUUAUUCUGGUUCACCCAAUUCGUCAUUUCUUGUCAACACGUCGUGAUAGCAGGUGCUGUAGCCACGUGGUUUUUUACCAGGAAUAAAAAGAAGCUGAAGACACCAAUCGCUACAAGUUUCUACAACUUGGUGCGAUAUCAUCUUGGUUCUGUUGCUCUCGGUUCCUUUCUUGUCGCUAUUCUUAAGCUCAUUCGUGCCAUCUUCAAAAAAAUUGAACGUCAAAUGAAGGAACAUCCAACCUGGUGUACCACAUUCAUUCAAUGCUGUAGUUGUUGUCUCUGGUGUUUUGAAAAGUUCUUGGUUUUUUUAAACCGAAAUGCUUUUAUUGAAGUUG
Molecule: messenger RNA, 618 nt
Organism: Limulus polyphemus (Atlantic horseshoe crab)
Lineage: Eukaryota; Metazoa; Arthropoda; Merostomata; Xiphosura; Limulidae
Product: choline transporter-like protein 1
Exons: 6
Biological process (GO): transmembrane transport
Cellular component (GO): membrane
Molecular function (GO): transmembrane transporter activity
Source: RefSeq, a predicted model, not a curated record